Naegleria fowleri is the source of this 882-nucleotide messenger RNA. RefSeq lists its product as uncharacterized. The transcript has a single exon. The record is from RefSeq and is a predicted model, not a curated record. Gene Ontology annotation, biological process: 2-oxoglutarate metabolic process. The coding region runs from base 1 to 882 and encodes 293 amino acids. NCBI's taxonomy places the organism in Eukaryota, Heterolobosea, Eutetramitea, Acrasida, Naegleriidae.
AUGUUGUUUUCAACCAGACUGGUUGCUUCACGCUCAAACAAAAUCCUUGCUACAACAGGUCGCAGUGUUGUUGGCUUGCGUUCGUAUUCAAUCCAUCAUAAGAAUAAUAACAAGAUUGUAUCAUCAUCAUGGACAAAUAAUUUCGGAUUAAAAGCUUCUCCAUCGAAAUCUUUGAUCGGACGCACUGGUACGAUGACUGUAUCAGAUGUAAACAAUAUGAGAUUUGAAAGCAUAACUGUGAAAGUUCCUCCUCUUGGUGAAUCGAUUCGUGAUGGUGAAAUUGCUGUUUGGUUUAAAAAGGAAGGAGAUUCUUGUAAAGAAGAUGAAGUUGUUGUAGCCAUCGAUACCGACAAGGUGCAGGCCGAAGUGAAAGCUCCUCAAAGUGGUGCCAUUACAAAGAUUUUGGUUCCAAAGGUUGGAGAAAAAGUUGAAGUUGGAAGUGACCUAUUUGUUCUUGAUACAGCUGGAGCAGCAUCUUCCUCAGCAGCCACAUCCGAAGCAAAACCUUCUCAGCCUGCUUCACCUGCAACAACAACUUCAACAACACCUCGUUCGGAACAUCAUAAGAGAGAACCAAUGAUUAAGUUUAGAUACGGAAAGAGAGAUCUCAUCGAGCAAGAAAUGAAAUCCAAAGCAACAUCAUCACAACCAAAAACAACUGUUGCUACUCCACAACCUUCAUCACAACCAACAACAAAACCUUCUACUCCUUCUGCACCAACAGUUAGUGGCACUACUUUUUACUAUGAAUCUUUGAGCGACAUACCAGCUCAAUAUAGAAGAAAGAAACUCUCACAAAAAGAAAUCGACGCUAUUUCAUUUGGCGGUGAGGUUGCAAUUCCAGAUGUGAAGAAACCUGAAAAGAAAUCCGAGAAGAAAUAA